GCAAAUUAUAUUCGACAUCUGGCUACACUGGUUAAUUUUUAUGUAUUUAGACACGGGACACCUAUCUUGAAAUAAAGGUUGUGGAUACCUAAAGCGUGGUGGUAACUUAAAACUUACAACUUUUCAAUGGAUACCUUAGAGCAAAGGUUUAAAAAAGUAACAUUAGCCUCAACUUCCAAUUGUUUUGAAAAUGAAGCAAUUUCUAAGGGGCUGGAAAACUUACGCCAGAUUCAAUUGAUAUCUUGCAAAAGAGGAGCGCCAACCAUUCCACCGAAACCGCAAAAAAAUCUAAAUAAAUUGCCACAGGUUCCAUCCAGUAGUGAGGUAACUAUUUCACGAGAACCUUCAUAUUCGCAGCCAUUGAUGGGCGUGGAGAAAAAUAUUUGUUCUAUGUCUCCUGGGAACUCUUCAAAUCUGCAACGGGAGAAUUUUGAAAAUCCCAAUAAAAGUCAAACCACUUUGGAUAAUCCAGCAAUACUUGAGCAGCAACUUGAAGCACUAGCUUACCGAAAACUUAAAAUGGAAAAAAAUGGUCUCUUAGGACUUCAAAUACAAUCUUCACAGAAAUCUAAAACCAUUCCAAAGUUGUCGUCAAGUUCAUUAAGAAAUUCCACAAUAUACAGCAACACAAAUUUAGAAAAAUUCAAGAAUGUAAAGAAAAAUGUUGAACCCUAUUCAUGUAAGUCAAUUACCACAGAAUACAACACAAGACAAUUUUACUUAAACAUCAGUACCUCAGGCUACAACAACGAAGAAGAUUUACCACCUCCCCCAAGUCCGGUUAGUGCUGUGAGUUCAUCAUAUAGUGAGCUUCGUCGGGCAAGCAAUACGUUAAUUAAGCCAAAAAAUAGUUUGCAAGACAAGGAUAAUACCACGAAUUUACAAAAGGCUUCUUAUUAUUCCUAUGAUUCUACAUAUGAGCCUAUAAAUCCUCGUAUGUCUACUGAUGCGAUAUCUCAAGAAAGUUUCAGUUUUUAUGUACCUUAUGCUACUAAUACUGUUUUGAAUGUACCAAAUGGGGUUGGUGAGACUGCAUUAUUGUAUACCCAGGGGUCUGGAUUAACUAAUGAUUAUGAAGAAAGCUCUGUUUAUCGACAAAAAUUUGACGGUGCGCCUAAUAUAUUAAGCACCAUUGAUGUAACAAAUGAACUUGAAAAUUAUGGUAUUUGUGUAAAAUGUAAUUCGCGCGUAUUAGGAGAAACUAGUGGUUGCACGGCAAUGAGUCAAAUCUUUCAUGUCACUUGUUUUACAUGUACAGAAUGCCAAAUAAACUUGCAGGGAAAACCGUUUUAUGCUUUGGAUGGCAAACCGUAUUGUGAAUAUGACUAUUUGCAAACGUUAGAAAAGUGUUCAGUUUGCAUGAAACCCAUUCUCGAAAGGAUUUUAAGAGCUACUGGAAAGCCGUACCAUCCACAAUGCUUUACUUGCAUUAUUUGUGGCAAGAGUUUAGAUGGGUUAUUGUUUACUGUUGAUGCUACUAAUCAAAAUUAUUGCAUUACGGAUUUUCACAAAAAAUUCGCACCGCGCUGUUGUGUCUGUAAGCAUCCAAUAAUGCCAGAGUCAGGUCAAGAAGAAACGGUUAGAGUUGUAGCCCUUGAUCGUAGUUUUCAUCUUGGAUGCUAUAAAUGUGAGAUUUAUAAAUUUAUAUAAUAGGAUUGCGGUCUCUUGUUAUCUUCGGAAGCUGAAGGUCGCGGAUGCUAUCCAUUGGAUGAUCACAUCUUAUGUAAAAGUUGCAACGCCCAGAGAGUUCAAGUUUUGACAAAACGCAUGACAUAGAAUCAAUAAAAUCUUUUUUUUUCGUUUUUAUCGCAAUCAUACAAUCACAAACAUA
Molecule: messenger RNA, 1831 nt
Organism: Drosophila ananassae
Lineage: Eukaryota; Metazoa; Arthropoda; Insecta; Diptera; Drosophilidae
Product: zyxin
Exons: 7
Coding region: 127-1650 (507 amino acids)
Biological process (GO): cell-cell adhesion
Cellular component (GO): focal adhesion; stress fiber
Source: RefSeq, a predicted model, not a curated record